Molecule: messenger RNA, 4536 nt
Organism: Malaclemys terrapin pileata
Lineage: Eukaryota; Metazoa; Chordata; Testudines; Emydidae
Gene: FBF1
Product: Fas binding factor 1
Exons: 31
Coding region: 184-3717 (1177 amino acids)
Biological process (GO): cilium assembly; establishment of epithelial cell polarity
Cellular component (GO): ciliary transition fiber; centriole; ciliary basal body
Source: RefSeq, a predicted model, not a curated record
ACAACUCCCGGAGUCGCUUGGGAUCUCGGCUCCCGGUGUCCCGGGCAGGAUCCCUGCGGCCAGAGGGUGAGGAUCAGGUAUAUAUGAGCGCUGUACUAAAGGAUUCUACAGUAUGUGAAGGUGAAGACUGAAGGGCUGUAUAAGCUGAAUCACCAGUGAGGGAGAACUGUUGGAAGCCAUGAGAUGGCUGCAAAACCCAAGAAAGGUUUAAAAGGUUCCAUCCAGGACAUGCUCAGUGACCUCCUGGGAGACGAUGACGAAACCCCCAUUAAAUCCAACAAGCCUUCCCAGCACCCUGGGGGCAGUGGAAGGAGAACCAGGGACAUCGUCUCCAAAGCCAGCAAAAAGUCCAUUUUGGAGGAUGGUGUCUUCAGCAAGAUGGCUGCGGAGGAAGGUGCAGGAGCAGAGGAAUCCGACCUCUCAGAUGUAGACCCACAAGUUUUGCUGGAGACCCUGAAGGAGAUGGAUGACAUGGAAGCUGAUCUCCUAGGCAUAAAGAAGUCUAGUUCUGGGGCUGGGAGGACAAUGGCAAAGGGUUCCGAGAAACUUGAAUCCACAGGUGAUCUGGCAAAAACUUCAGGGAAGCUAACGACUGCUGAGAAAGGAGAGUCUGCCACUGGAAUUGAAAAGAAACCCCUCUCCACUCCCACCAGCCCCCAGCGGCAGUACAAGAAGUUUUCCUUUGAAGAUUUAGACAAUCCUUUGGCAGGGCUUUUAUCGGAUGAGGAGGACGAUGCUGCUAAGAAGUUACCUCCAACAGGCACCAAAAGCAGCCCUGAAAGACAUACUGGCCCAGCCAAAGGGAUGUCUCUCUCCUCGGCUCCUGGCCACGCUGUUGCUCCCGUGCGGAGGAGGGAGGAGCUGACAUUUGAAGAUGAUGGGGAUGACCUGAUGGACGCGCUGGGGUUUGGCGAGAGUCCGAGGGGAGAGCUGAAGCAAGAGAGGAAAGGAGAAGAGGAAGAGCCCCGCCCUGCCCGCUCCAAGCUGGAGGAGUUGUUGGGAAGUGGGACCGCAGCCAAACUCCUGGAGCGACCGAUCACAGGAGAACGCAAGGAGUUCAAACUGGAUACAAAAUACCAACAGCAACCUGAUAAGGAAACCAUUUGGGGCAAUGAGGAUUUCACCUUCGGGGCCUACCAGCCCACUGUGGCCUCCACACCCGAGGGCCUGCAGUCAAGACGACAAUCUGUCAGGUUUUCAGCAGAGAAUAUCAAUGAACUGAAAAUGGACCAAAGGUCCAAACCAACCACGCCAUCCACCACGAGCCCCAUGCGAGGCAGUAAGACUGGCGCUGACUGGCUGGGCUUGAAAGAUGAGGACUUUAUCGAUUUGGACCCUCCAUCUCCAGCCAAGGACGCCGCCAAAGGUAGUCCCGCGGCAGCCCCUUUGAACACGCCAUCCAGCUUCUCAGCCACCAAGCAGUCCAGCCCAGCCAGACAGCUCCUUCCUGGGACAAAGUCAGCUGCAGAGGAAGCAGCAGCUAAACCCAGACCACUUGAGGAGGAGGAGGAGGAGGAUAGCUGGCUGAAUGACACCUUGUCUCGAAAAAAAUCCCAGUUGCAGGGGAAGGUCAAGGAGAAAAGGUCUGGGCCCUCAGGCUUCCUGAGACAGGACGACGAGGUGGACACCAUUACUGUUACCAGCCAACCAGUUCCCUCUGUGAGAGAACCUCAGUGGUCUGCUGUCCCAGAAGAUAAGUCCACCAGGAUGGAAGACUCAGGGUAUCCCGUUCCAUGGCUAACCACUCAGAAACAAGCCUCAUCUCUUACAUCUGAGUCCAGGAAAGGGGCACCUCCUGGAGACACCAGUAACGCCGCUUCUCUCCAAGGACAUCCAGAGGGUCUGGGGUUUCCCACACUAACUCAGGUUGCCGUGUCUGGGGCUCCUCUCCAGCAGGUUCUACUGCCGCAGCAGCUCCUGGAGGCCGAGCCCCUGGCCCUGAGCUUGCUGAAUGCCAGUGAGUACGAGAAAAGGCUGGUGGCUUUGCGGGCACAGCUGAGGGAGAAUGCGGCAGGGCACCAGGCAGAGCUGCUGAGUGCCCAGACUCGCCUCGCCGAGCUGGAGAGCCAGGUGCGGAAGCUGGAGCUGGAGAGGAAUCAACAGAAGCUGCUCCUGGAGAGUCUACAGCAGCGCCAUCAGGAAGACUUGGAGCUCAUUGAAAAUGCACACAGGAGCCGUGUGAAGGUGAUGGAGGAAUCUUCCCGUCAGCGCGAGGCGAGGCUGCGGCAGGAGAAUGAGGAACUGGCGGCGCAGUACCUGUCCCACUGCCAAAGCGCAGAGCGGGCCAAGUCGGAGCUGCUGGCACAGCAGCAGCGUAGGCUGGCAGAGCUGGAGCAGGAGAAGGUCCAGGAGGUGGAGAGGCUACGGGAGCUGCAGCGAGCGUCCAUUCUGGAGAUGCGCAAAGACCACGAAGAGCAGCUACAGAGGUUGAAACGACUGAAAGAUCAGGAGAUUGACGCGGUAACCAGUGCUACCUCCCAUACCAGGUCUCUGAACGGCGUCAUUGAGCAGAUGGAGAAGUUUUCCAGUAACCUGAGUGACCUCUCUUAUAAGGUGGAGGCUACUCACCACAACACGUCGCAGGAGCUCGAGAUUGGAGCCCGUCAGCGGGACGAACAGCUCAGGGUGCUGCAGGACAGACUGACGCGACAGCAGAGGGACAUGGAGGAGGAGCGGAGCCGGCUGCAGGAGGUCAUCGCUAAAAUGGAGGCCAGGCUGAGUGAGCAAACUCGUCUCCUGGAGCAGGAACGCUGGAGGGUGACAGCAGAACAAUCCAAAGUGGAAUCUCUACAGCGCUCGCUAGAGGAACAGCGGAGGGUGAUGACCCAGCAGCUGACCAUGGAGAGGGAAGAGCUGGAGCGGGCAAAGAACGUCUUGCUGGAGGAGCAGAAGUCAGUCAUGCAGAAGUGCGCGGAGGAGCGUCGAAAACUCGCCAUGGAGUGGUCGGAGUUCCACACCCAGCAGAAGCUGAGCAAGGAGCGGAUGGAGCGUGACAUCGACCGCGCCCUGCAGAUAGACUCCCAGAGGGAAGGGGCCAUCAUGACCCUGGCAAAGGAACAAGCGGAUCUGAAAAUCAAGGCCAGUGAGCUGAAGGCUAAGGAGGAGCAGCUGGCUAGAGAAAGGGAAUCUGUGGAGCAAGACAGGCAGGAGCUGAGACUCGAGAAGGAAAGGGUUAAUGCGGCCGCUUUGCACGUCAAACAGAGGGCAGAGGAGAUUGACAGCAUGAGCAAGCUGUCCUCGCAGAAGUACGAGGAGGGGGAGAGAGCCCUGCUAGAGGCGAAGAAGGUGGAGUCAGAACAUCAGACGAGGCUGGGUACCGUGCAGCAGCGGCUGGAACGGCUGAGGCAGCAGGAGCAGCACCUGCACCAGGAGCGCCAGAACCUGGCUCAUCAAAGGAGACAGCUUGAACAGCUGCGAGAGGAGCUUCCGAACAGCCCGGUGCAGUUCCUGACCAAGCCCCGGGGGCCACACCCAGGUGCUCAAACCAAGAGCCUCUCCAGCACGCACUAUUUCCCCCCUCCUGUUAUAGACUUACCUUGGCACAACUCUGGCAGGACGGGGGGCACCCAGGGCACAGCAGGAGCGGGACCCGCUGAGUUGUAUGCCAGACUAGUGCUGCUGAAGCACACAGCCGAGCGGGACCGGGAUUUCUUGGAAGACGAGCAGUUCUUUCUAGAGACCCUGAAGAAAGCUUCCUACAACGUGUCGACAGCAUGAGUUCAGCCCCACGUGCAGCGCUGGUUGAGCUGGCGUUUUCUACAAAGACGACGGGGGAUUUUGUAAUUUAUAAUCUUUUUUAAAAAUCCAAAAAUGAAUGGCUGGAAAAAUAUAAAUUGUCAGAUACAUUCAGUCAGGCAGCAGCUAGUUUAAAAAAAAAACCAAAAAAAUAACCCCUUUGCGCGUGAAUUUUUAACUAUGUCCGACUGAGAGCCCUAUAGCCUAAAGUCUUCCAUUACUUCAGCUGUGAGCCCUUCAGAGCCUGGACGGUCUUUUCAUUAUGCCCAUCUCUCUCUCUCUCUCGGUUUUAUGCUGUCACCUAUUGCCAUAGUGUUGAAGCACCUUCCGUGUACAACAGCCUGGCAAUAGCGAAGUCCUUAGGGAUCUCCAUGGAGUCACUGGCCCAUGUGAGAGCACCUAGCAAUCUGUACACACACCACCAAGAACAGGUACAGCAUGGGCUGAACCAGUGCAAACUUUCCAUGUAUUGCCCUGCUGGAAUGCCUCAGUCAUGACCAGCAGGGACUACCUCCUCGGCCUGAGCAGGUAGUUCAGUCGCCGUGGCCCAUUUAUAAUUUAUCCCGUCUCUUGGCACCUUUGUUGAAAGCCUCAAGUGUGGUAGGGGGUAUGGUGAUGUGCACACUGGUGCAUUGGGACAUGGCCUAAGACCCACCACACUCAUUUCACAUUAGCCAGCCAGAGGACGGCUCAUCUGCUGUUUAGGGUUGCCAACUUUCUAAUUGCACAAAACCGAACACCAUUGCCCCACUUCUUUCCCAAGGCCCUGCCCCUUGCCCCGCCCCCACUUACUCCAGCCCC